GUCUCUAAUCUUUUCUUUUUCCAUGCCUUAAUCCAAAGAGAGCUUACAAACCGGUGGUAUUCUAAAAGCCAUACCUGGUUUUGUGCUAAGUGUCUUUUGUUUUCUGGUUUGGUCCCUCCUCGAUGCUGUCGUGCGUCCGAGGAAGAGGUGCUCGUAGAUACUCUGGAAUGGAGUUGAGCUGAUCAAUGAUGCAAAUGUAUUGUUGCGUAGUAAGGAAGCUUUUCCUUUUGCUUUUUUGAUAUAAAAGUCAACUGAUCCAAAGUUUGCAUCCAAGUCUUCUUGGUUGAUUGACUCGUGAAAAUCCAGCUACUGCAUAUUCAGAUUGAUUAAGAAGCAUUGGUUGGUAGCUAUAUUAUAUAAUGCCAAUUGUUCAGAAAUUAUAUGAUACUUGCAAGGCAUCCUUGUCUCCUGAUGGACCCAUAUCAGAAGAAGCUCUGGAAAAAGUUCGAGCCCUUUUAGAUGAGUUGAAGCCUUCUAACGUGGGUCUCGAACAGGAGGCGCAAUUGGCACGUGGAUGGAAAAGAUCUUUGAAUGGUACUAAUGGCAGAAAGGGGCGUAAUGGAAGUUAUCAGUAUCCACCCCCUAUUAAAUACAUCCACUUGCAUGAAUGUGACAAAUUCUCUAUGGGAAUCUUCUGUAUGCUUCCUGGUUCGAUUAUUCCGCUUCAUAAUCAUCCUGGAAUGACUGUUUUAAGCAAGCUUCUUUAUGGUUCAUUACAUGUAAGAUCAUAUGAUUGGCUUGAUUUGCCUGGGUCAUAUGAUCAAUCUCAAGCAAGGCCUGCAAAACUUGUCAGAGAUUGCCAGAUGAAUGCACCUUGCAACACAACAAUUCUUUAUCCAAACAGGGCCAACAUUCAUUGCUUUAAAGCCUUAACCCCAUGUGCUCUCUUUGACAUUCUUUCCCCCCCUUACUCAUCAAAAGAUGGCCGACACUGCUCGUAUUUCCAGAACUUACCUAUGAAAGAUCUUCCAGAUGUUGAGCUUGAUCAGUUGUGUGGGGUAAAAUCUUCUGAAAUGACCUGGUUAGAAGAGAUUCAACCACCUGAAGACUUGGUGGUUAGGAAGGGGCAGUACAGAGGCCCUACUCUAAAAGACGAUGAAGGAGAUAACUAAUUUUAUUUAUGUAACAUUAGUCAGGCUUGCCUAGAAACUAAAUAUGGGGGGAAGAAUAUAAAUUGCAGGUCCCAUCUGCUUUGUAUGGCUGUUAACUGUACAUAUUAUGAUAAAUGAUGGCAGUGAAUGUUGAUCAUGACUUGUAUUGUUGUUCUUACUUACCCUUUUUAGAUUAUAACAGCAACAUGAUAAUAUUUGGUGAUGUUAAUACCUUCCUUAGAC
Molecule: messenger RNA, 1334 nt
Organism: Gastrolobium bilobum
Lineage: Eukaryota; Viridiplantae; Streptophyta; Magnoliopsida; Fabales; Fabaceae
Product: plant cysteine oxidase 4-like
Exons: 6
Coding region: 360-1112 (250 amino acids)
Molecular function (GO): oxidoreductase activity, acting on single donors with incorporation of molecular oxygen, incorporation of two atoms of oxygen
Source: RefSeq, a predicted model, not a curated record